Messenger RNA from Ambispora leptoticha, 3362 nucleotides. The record is from the annotation of a GenBank genome assembly. Lineage: Eukaryota; Fungi; Glomeromycota; Glomeromycetes; Archaeosporales; Ambisporaceae.
AUACCGAUGAAUAUAAUCUUUGGCAAUAUGUUGCCAAAGGUUUUCCUACACAUCUCCCACUACGAAAUUUACAAUGGAAAUCUGCGAAUAGGCCUGUUCGUACUAUACAUACUUUGGGUGUGGAGUUUAAACGACUUACACCUGAUACUGGAGGAAAGCAGCACCAAAUGCCUGCUUCACUCCUUGAAAAACCGUGUUUGAAUUUAUACUUUGUGAAUUGUGAUGAUAAUGAAACAUAUCGACAAUCAGUUAAAAAACAAAUUCGUGACUGGUUAAGCAUUGAACAGUUUUCGACAAAAUUAAAGCAGAUUUUAAUACGCCUAAACGCGAUAGGCACAUGCGUCUAUCUGAGACUAUCAGAUAACGAUUCAGAGGAUUUAGAAGCUUGGCAAGAUACAAUAUCAAAAAUUAAAGAAGGGAUACUUAAUAGUUUUGAUCAACAUGUGAUGCAAUACGAAGAUGAUAUACGCCGAUUAGACGCGCAAAGAACAAUUCCUGGUUGGAAUUAUUGUACGUUUUUUAUUUUGAAGGAAGGAUUAGCGCAAUCUUUUGAAAUAAUGAAUUUAUAUGAAGAUGCUUUACUCCAAUAUGAUGAAUUAGAAGCUUCGUUUUUCCAGGUGCUGAAAGAUAGAGCGCUAGCAUGGUUUGGCCACUUUGGUGGAAAAGAGCCCAAAGAUGAUAGUGCUAACAUUUUAGACAUUAAAAAGAAGCCAUAUCGCGAUCUCAUAAUGCAAAACGCUAUAUCUGUGUUCGAUUUUCGAAAUUAUCUAUUUGCACGACAAUGUCAAUUACUGGGUAGAUUGCAUAGACCUGUUGAAAUUUAUCGACGCGCCCAAAUAUUUGUUUCGUCAUUUGCGCGAUCGAUCAAUGACAGCAAGGAAACUGUAGGAAAGUACUUUUUGGAGUCGUGGAUUUAUUCGUCGUGUAUGAGCGUUGUAAACGAAUGCGAAGAGUUGGCGCCUGCUAAUCAUCUUGAUGAUGCGGAGUUGAUUGCUUUUAAUACUUCGAAAGGCGAGCUACUUGACCUCGCUAGGAAACAGCUUGACAAAUUGGGAAUAUAUUAUGAACAUUUACCAUCGGAUAUCCCUUUUAUGACUGCACUGAGUCAUUUCCCCUCGUCCCAAUUGAAUAAUCAUGAUGAUGAAGAAACCAUAAGUACGCCUGCAAUUACAAAUCCAGAUUUAUUGACUGCUCUCCAAUCGACAGAAGCCUUUGAUUUUCUUUAUUUGAAAAUAACGAAUGCCGCACAAAGAGUUUAUGAGGCAAGUACUCGUACACGAAGUGUGUUGCGAUUACAUGGUGAUGUUGCCGCUCUGCAGUUUCAUCGUCAAAAUUAUAGUGAUGCUGCUGCAUUAAUGGAAAAGUUACCGUGGAGUUACGGUGAACAUGGUUGGUCUGUAAUUGAAAAUAGUCUUUUGACUAAGUAUGCCGCGUGUUUAAAAAAAUUGGGUCAUAACCACGCGUUAUUGACUAAAGAACAAGCUGCAUUUUAUGGAGAAGAAUUAAAGGAACUUGCGGUUACUUUGGAGAUUGAGGUCUUAAGAUCACUCAGACCGAUGUUUGCAGUUCUAGUAACAUCAAUAGUCGACUAUAUUACUGAUGAUGAACCUUAUUUAAAGACAUUUACUUUUGAUCAACUCGCAGUCCGACUAGUCAGCGGAGAAAACGAUGAAGUUUGGUUUGUAAUUAGAGACGAGGAACUCAAACCUGGAAUUAACACGUAUCAUCUUUAUUCAGAUACUACAGCAUGUGGAAGUUAUGUAGUCGAAAAUUGUCGUAUGAAUAUUGGAAAAGUUGUAUUCACACACAAUUUCCUAAACGAAGGCAGGAAAAGAGCUUUUAGAAUAAAUGAUCAUCCAGCAAUUUUAAGAGCUCAAGUUGUUGCUCCCACCGAAAUUCAUAUUGGUGAACAGCAGUAUUUCAUUGCACGAGUAUUUACCGGUCUAAAAAGUAUCGAGGAAGGCACAUUAAUUCUUAAACCGAUUUCUGAAGGACUGUCUUUUCCUACGCAAAAUGCGUAUCAUGCUGUGAUCAAGUCUGUGGUUGAUGACACGAUAUCCGAUGAAAUUGUAAGCGAAGAGGAAUUGGAGCCUACGGAAUUUGGAAUACGGAUACCUGCAAUUGAACCAAAUCGAAUAAUUUUAUUGAAAAUUCCAUAUGACUGUAAUUGGGGCUCAAUAGAACAUAAGGUUAAAAUUUCUGUGAAAUAUGUGAGUAAUGAGAAAUCGCGUGUUUUUUCAUCGAUUGAUACGGUAAAAGUGUGGCUACCUUUCUCUGUUACGGAAUUUCACAUAUUUCGUGAUGACUGUCUAUACUUAAAAAUGGAUAUAACAUCGAAUGGAUCAUUACCUGUUCGGAUAUUAUCCACAACUCUACUCCCCUCAAAAAUGUACAAUGUCGUAGACAAUGCGGCGCAGACGCAGUCGACUAUGACCUUAUUUCCAAAACAACAUGCAUCUUUUGUAUACAAAUUAUCCAGGAAAGAUGAUUCACAAAUAGAAAAUUCCAAAAUAAUCAGUACACAAGUACACUUUAUUGUAAAACAUCGUACGCUUAAAGAUGGCAAUACAUUUAAUAAAUUAUUGAAAGAACAUAAUUUAUUACAACACUCAACCUUUGUCACGGACAAUGUAAAUGAACAAUUACUACAAAAUGUGGAUUAUCAUUGGUAUGGAAUGUCCGAUAUACUAGAACUUGGUGAAUUUGAUUCGACGCAGUGUGAACGAAUUUUUAAUAGUCAUGGAGAUGCUAAAAAGUCAUUGGUGAAUGUUGUCGCAGAGUUUUGGAAAGAGUACAACCAAAUUCAUAAAGAUGAUGUUGAUAAACUAGCAACAGGACUCAACGCCAAAAUAUCAUUCCCUAUUGAUGUGCCAUUAUCAAAGGUUCUGAAUACGGUCGAGCUUAUAAUUACAAAAUCAAACCAGCUGGUAGUUGGAGAACCGUGUCAUUGCUAUUUGAUAAUUCAACAAUCGUCAUAUUGGAAUUAUUCACCGCCUGGUGAAGAUAAAGAUAAGCCCUUGGAAUUCUUUUAUGACGUAAACGUAGAUUUCGAUAACUGGUUAUUAUCGGGGCACAAGAAAUUAUGCUUUAAAUCUAAGGUUGGAGAAAUACAAAAAUUUUUCAUCACGUUAGUUCCUCUUAAAACUGGUCAUCUGUUGGUGCCCACUAUCCGGAUCUCAAGUCUUUCGUCACAAAUCUUCUCGGAGACUGUUUACAUUAACAAUGCGCAGCAAGUUCUCGUUCGCCCUCGUACGCAAUCGGCUACCUUCUUUAUUGAGCAGCAGCAUCGUAUUCAUCCCAUAAACGCCGGUGUGUUUGGUGGGCCAGGACAUCAUCAUCUACCCAGCGAUGGAUAUGAUGAU